Molecule: messenger RNA, 2347 nt
Organism: Phalacrocorax carbo (great cormorant)
Lineage: Eukaryota; Metazoa; Chordata; Aves; Suliformes; Phalacrocoracidae
Source: RefSeq, a predicted model, not a curated record
UGCUGAUCUGGGAGUUUGACUUGCAAUUACAGAUUCCAUGGAGGGAAAUGGAAUUCAAAUAGCCAAUGCAAAAUAUUCUUCUUUAAUUUUUUCAUUAAUUAGGUCGCUGUGAAAUUAAAUCCGCAUUGUGUACCACAAAACAGGAUAUUUAAACGGGAACGAGAGGUAGUAUGUGUGAUUCUCUUCGGUCCUGUAAAUGGUGUGACUGGAAACGCUAUAGGCAGAUAGACUGGUUAUUAGUUUUAUUGUUUUGUGGAAUUUGAAGACAGUGAGGGCUGAAGAAUGAACAGACUUUGGCUUGAAAAGUGCUCAUGUGUGCUGCAGUAGUGAGGGAUAGAAUGGUUUCUUGGACACACUGGGAAUCAAGAGAGCCAAAAGUGGAGUCACAUGGACGACUGCAGACAUCACAUUUAAUUGUGUAAUAAUACUACAGCAAGCACAAUUGGAGCAGGCUUGCUGACCUCACAGCUGAAAGCACUAUUUAAGGUCUGGCUACCAGAUGUUCCAAUAGGAUCUCGCCAGCUGCUAGCAGAGGUUACCUUUAGUGUUUUAACAGGGAAUAUUUACAGCCUUAUAGUUCGGAAGAGAUGAUUGCACUAAUUUUCUUUUCUGCCCUGCUGUGGAACAAGGCUGAAGCGUGGGGAUUCAAGGACGGAGUGCUGCACAACUCUAUUUGGCUAGAACGAGCAGCUGGAGUGUAUCACAGGGAGUCGCGCUCUGGGAAGUACCAGCUCACCUAUGCGGAAGCAAAAGCAGUCUGUGAAUACGAGGGAGGACAUCUAGCCACGUAUCAGCAGCUGGAGGCGGCAAGAAAAAUAGGUUUCCACGUGUGUGCUGCUGGCUGGAUGGCAAAGGGCAGAGUUGGUUAUCCCAUAGUAAAAGCUGGGGCCAACUGUGGCUUUGGAAGAACCGGUAUUGUUGACUACGGGAUUCGCCUCAACAGAAGCGAGAGAUGGGAUGCCUACUGCUACAACCCUAAUGGAAAAGAAUGUGGUGGAGUCUUCACAGAUUCGAAACACGUUUUUAAGUCACCAGGCUACCCAAAUGAGUAUGAAAAUGAUCAAAUUUGCUACUGGCAUAUUAGAGUAAAGUAUGGACAACGUAUUCACCUACAGUUUCUAGAGUUUGAUGUUGAAGACGACAUUGCUUGUAUGGCUGAUUUCUUGGAAGUCUACGACAGCUAUGAUGAUAUCAAUGGCUUUGUGGGCAGGUUUUGUGGAGAUGAGUUGCCGGACGAUAUCAUUAGCACAGGCAAUGUUAUGACCUUGAAGUUUUUGACAGAUGCCUCAGUGACUGCCGGUGGUUUUCAGAUUAGAUAUGUUACUAUGGACAUGCCUUCAAAGCCGAGUGACGGGAAGAAUACAACAUCCCAAGCUAAACCAAACUUCUUAUCUGGAAAAUUUGGUAUUAUGUGAGCAGACUAAUGAGAUACACUCAUUCAGAAACAUGUUUUAGAACCCCGUUCAGAUACGUGUUUCUUCAGACAUUUUCUCCAUAUCUUUCUAACUUCUUAUGUCCUGAUUUUAUGUAAGUUUUGUUAAUAGAGUAUACUAGGAAAUAAAUUAUAAAAUAUACUUACAUGAAUAACAGACUACUUUUAGGUUACGAGUACUGUAAAAAAUCUGAAGAAUUCAUUGUUACCAAAGAUUUAAAAAUUAUUUUUCUAUAUAAACUGGUCCUUCUCCUCAUUUCUUGCAUCAUUUGAACAAACUUUUGGUGUGACCAUUUCAAUUAUUUUUAAAUUUAAUAUGCUAUCCUUAUUUUCCUGUAGAGUAAGCUUAUUCUAGAGAUACAGAAAUUUAUCUUGUGGGUGGCCUAGUGUCACCCAUGUAAUUGUCUGAAGUCAGAAGACUGGCAAGCAGCAUGGACAGCACAGAAUCAAUGAUAUUAUCAUCAUAAUUUUGUUGUCAGAUGAAUCAGAAACUACUCAGUGAAUUUUGCCAGGGUUUCCUCAUGCAGAGAAAAGAUGUUCAAGUCCUUUCACUUCUCUGAUUUCACUUAGUAGGGAAUGAAGUGAAAGACGGGGCCAUGAUAAUAAAGCUGGUGAGAUGAAGCACCAAAAGAAAUUGCUAACCGAGUACCAGCAAAUCCGUUCAGAAGAUGCUGGUGAGAUGCUCUAUGUUGUUUACACGGGUUUUAAGAAGACUGUACUAUUUUGAAUUGAUGAACAUAAGUCAUUCUCCGUAUGUUUUUAACUUCAGUUUAAAUUCCUCAGUCUGAAGCAGCAUUAAAGCUACCUCUGUUUUAAUCGUGUUGAGUUUCCAAUGAAUUCUUUUUAUUUCCUGAGAACUUUUCAGGCUUUGAAACAUUUUCCUUGAUUUAAAGCAGUAAAUAAGUUUUAAGAGUU